Messenger RNA from Arachis duranensis, 2806 nucleotides. RefSeq lists its product as uncharacterized. The record is from RefSeq and is a predicted model, not a curated record. The coding region runs from base 189 to 2612 and encodes 807 amino acids. The transcript is spliced from 4 exons. Lineage: Eukaryota; Viridiplantae; Streptophyta; Magnoliopsida; Fabales; Fabaceae.
GCCACGUUACACACACUCUCACCCCCAUAAAAGGGCGCCAUUUGCCUUUGCCUCUUCUCUCAUUUUGAAAAAACUUCCCAAACCCAAUCACACAAACAAAAAACCCUGCUUCUCCCUUCUCUUUCCUUUAAAACCCUAAAACUCAAUAUCAAAUCGGUCUUAUCGCGCCCCCACCGUAACCCCUUACGAUGGUCCCUCACUCCUACACCCUCGAUUCCCACUCUAAAUCUCAGGACCUCGCUUCAACCAUCGCCGCCGCAUCAACACCUUCCCAAAUCGUCUCCACCUGCGCCUCCAUCGACUCCUUCCUGCACUCCCACACACCCGAUCAGUCCCGCCACUUCUUCUCCCUCGCCUUCCCAACCCUAAUCUGCAAACUCUUCGGCUUUGACGACCCAAGUAACCCUAACAAACCUCCCUCCCCCGCUGGCUGGAUCGAUGUCGCCAUUUCCUCCAACGACUCCGACCUCUCCGCCGCACUCUCCAGUCUCCUCUCCCCAGCCGGAACCCUCUCAUCCGCUAUCUCCGCCGUCGACAACCUCUCCCUCGUCAAAUACGUCUUCCCUGCCGAACGCCUUCCGGAGUGGGCCCGCUUCCUUCUAAUCUCCUCCUCUUCCUCUCCCACCGGUGUAGCCUCCGGCGGCCCCGGCGCACUCUCCGAACUCUGCCCCUCUCUCUUCCAAUCUAGGGUUAAAGAAUCACCACCUUCUUCCCAAAUCCAGCUCAAUGUUUUCGAGUACUUCCUCUUCUGGUUCGCGUAUUACCCUGUUUGCAGGGGCAAAUCGGAGAAUUCACACCUUGUCGAGGUUAAGAGUGUGAAGAAGUUUCGGUUAGAGAAUUGGGCUCAUUCGAUUCCAGUUUUUGCCAGCGCCGUUAAACGUUCUGGUAAUGCCGAACAGAAAACUGAAUCGAAUUUGUAUAUACGUAUUCUACGGUCGUAUCUGAGCGCGUAUGUCCCAACCUACGACCUCAACGCACACCAACCCUACCGUAGCUCGAUCCUUCACUACGCUGGCGGUUUUGAUGCCAAGGUUGUGGCGCGUGCUCAGUUUCUGGUUUCUGCCUUGAUUCAUUUCUGGCUUGUUGAUAACGAUUUCUCGCCGUUUCCUUUGAAAGAUUGCAAGUUCCUUGGCGUCUCUUUCCGGCUCCGGUCGGUGCUGGGAGAGACUCCACCGACUCCAGGGCUCGGUGAGGUGGUGAAAGUUUUUGUGAGGUAUUUGAAUUUGAGCACCGUAGCGGUGAUUGAAGCUCGCGACGGUGGAGGUGCCAGCGAGUGUUGUGGGAGCCCUAGAUGGAGGAAUUUGGGUUCUUCUUCCUCAUUUGAUGCAGUGAGGGCGAAGGAAUUGGUUUCGAAGUACAAUUCUCUGCGGUGUUGGAACCCAUGGGUGCAGAGGCCUCUGUAUAGAUACCUGCUGAGAACGUUCUUGUUCUGCCCUGUGGCGGCUUCCGUGAAGAAUGUUUCUCAGGUUUUCUCGGUCUGGAUUAGUUACUUGGAGCCUUGGAAUGUAACUGAGGAUGAGCUCUCUGAGCUUGAAGCUAUUGCCAAUGGGUCUGCUUCUGCUCUGGUGAAUGAAAGGAAGGAGAAUUAUGUUGCCAGAAGCCGUGGUUAUACUCCACAGUGGCAGGAUUAUGUGCUGUCUAACUACCUAUACUUCAGUUCCCUGGUUAUGCAUUUUAUUGGAUUUGCUCACAGAUUUCUUCAUAAUGAUGUUGAGCUUAUAAUCCAGAUGGUGCUCAAGGUGUUAGACAUGUUGACGUCAUCAAAAGAGCUCAUCGACCUUCUGAAGAAUGUGGAUACGCUUUUCCACUCCAAACAGGCUGGACCAGGCAAACCAAUGUUGAACAACUUGUACAGAUAUGUUCCUAGUAUCCAUGAGCAGUUGCAGGACUGGGAAGAUGGUUUAUGUGAGACUGAUGCUGAUGGCUCAUUCUUACAUGAGAAUUGGAACAAGGAUUUGCGACUGUUUGUGGAGGGGGAGGAUGGCGGACAACAGCUUCUUCAGCUGUUUAUACUACGUGCAGAAGCUGAGUUGCAAGCUAUGUCUGGGCAUGUAUCAAGCCUUCAAUGCAUAGAUUCAUUGAAGGAAAAGUUGGGGUACUUAUUUGAUGGACACACAAUGAUAUCAUCCCCAACUUCCCCAGAGCCAAUCCAUCAUCAACAAUGUCGUGAUGACAUAUUCAAGCCAAGAAGAGCUGGCAACCAUGCGUAUGUAGAUGUUAAGUAUAAAGGCGACUGGAUGAGACGUCCAAUAUCAAAUGACGAGAUUGCAUGGCUUGCAAAAGUGCUGAUUAGGUUGUCUGAUUGGAUGAAUGAGAGUCUUGGACUGAAUCAAGCGGCCGAGGGGACUCAAAUAAGCCCCGCCAUCCCCUAUGUGGAAAUUACACCUGAUGUUGCCCAUGUCUGUGGCCCUUCGGAGGCCCUGAAGGUCUUUUUCUGCGCAGUUGUGUCUUGGCUUUUCUUUGUUGGUGCUGGCUGUUUGGGUUUGAUGCGAAGAUGUGGUCUGAGGGUGAACCUAAGGGUACUGGCCUCCAAGAAAUUUGUAAUGGUUUUGGUUUUAUAUGGUUCAUUUAGCAUAUUGAAAAAAAUCAUACGAGUUUUGUAUAGCAUGUAGUGAAGAAUAUGAAUUGGAUGUUGGUAUACAGAGAAGUGUAGAAAGUGCCGAGGUUUGUCCCCCCUUUUUUUUCAGUUUCUGCUCUGUAAAUAAUAAGUUUUUUGUUUGGCCAAAGGAAAAGGGAAAAAAAAGGAAAAAAAUUCAGUCCUUCCUUCUAUAAAGGGUAUGUGCAGUUGCAAAUCCAAUUUAUUUUC